UUUCGUUCUACGUCUCCAGAACUUCUACGAUAAUAAGUGACAAAAAUUCAUAACUCUCCAAUUAAUAUGACUAGAUUUUCAGUAACUCGCUCCUUGUAUCAUUCAAUAUUUAUUGGAUUAUGUGUCUACAUUCUAUUUCUAUUCAAUUUAUCAAAAACACGGUUGACACCUGAAGAAAGGCCAGCUACGUACAUGAAGAAAAAUGUAUUUUAUCAAUCAGGAAACGAAGCAACUUUGGACAACUGUCCAUGGCCCAUAUCAAAUGUUGAAAAUGUUAUAAAUAGAGUUUCAGUUUUGGAGAAUUCCGGAAAGAGAUAUAUUUUCUCAGAUUUCGGUUAUAGUCAAGGAAUUGGAAAUUUGAUGUUCCAAGUGGCUGGUCUUUUAUCAAUUGCUAGAGAAACUGGGUCAAUACUUUUAAUUCCAUCAACAACUACUCUCCGAAGAGCAUUUGAUUUUGAAACGACUUUUAAUGAUUCAAUACAGUUUGUUGGAGAGGAUCUGAGUAGACAGCUAGCAGAAGACCUAAAUGCAUCAAAAAUUACUUUGACUAGCUGCUGUGCCUACCGUAAUCUUAGUACCAUACUUUUCAAUGAUUCUCGAAUAAUUGAAAGAAUAGAUGGAUAUUUCCAAAAUUUCCGUUAUUUCCAUCCGGAUUCUCAGAAAAUUGUUAAGAAACUAUUCACUUUUAUGGAUCCUGUAAGAAAAAGGGUGGACGAAUUUCUGGAAAAUGUUGGAAUUUCUUUGACAGUCCGAAAUGCAAGAGUUAUCGAGACAAAUGUGGCAAAUGAUGAUCAAGCUUUGGAAUUACCUGAGGAAGAUGCAUUCGCGAAAACAAUGAUGGUUGGUGUUCAUAUUCGUCAUGGAAUGGAUAUUUCAAUGAAUUCCCGUAAUCGAAUACAUGGACACGUGGAUACACCAAUUGAAUAUUAUAAACGAGCCAUCCAACAGAUUUCAAAAAUUUAUGAGAAUGUGGCAUUUAUUAUCUGCUCUGAUAACGUGGCUUGGGCGAGACGGAAUCUUAAACUGGGAAAAGAAACUCUACAUUUCUUCUGUCCGGGACCUCGAGAAGUUGACAUGGCAAUUCUAAAAUCUUGUGAUAGUGUUAUUAUUUCAACUGGAACUUUUGGAUGGUGGAGUGCAUAUUUAAAUGUCAAUGCAUCACCGGAUGUAUAUUACUACAAACACUGGCCAGCGCCGGGAUCUGUGAUGGAGAAGAUGACAAAUAAAACUGAAUAUUUUUUAAAGUCCUGGACGGCUUUAGAGUAAAUGCAUUUUGAUCUCAAUUUUUAUGAACCUGUGAAUACUAUUGGUGGACUUGAAUGAACGAUGAUAUUU
Caenorhabditis elegans is the source of this 1335-nucleotide messenger RNA. RefSeq names its product L-Fucosyltransferase. Gene Ontology annotation, cellular component: Golgi cisterna membrane; membrane. The record is from RefSeq and is marked reviewed. The transcript has 10 exons. Gene Ontology annotation, molecular function: galactoside 2-alpha-L-fucosyltransferase activity. Gene Ontology annotation, biological process: carbohydrate metabolic process. Lineage: Eukaryota; Metazoa; Nematoda; Chromadorea; Rhabditida; Rhabditidae. Bases 67 to 1266 code for a protein of 399 amino acids.